This is a messenger RNA of Arvicanthis niloticus (Nile rat), 2099 nucleotides long. It is a transcript of the gene Aifm2, whose product is annotated as AIF family member 2. NCBI's taxonomy places the organism in Eukaryota, Metazoa, Chordata, Mammalia, Rodentia, Muridae. Gene Ontology annotation, biological process: apoptotic mitochondrial changes; positive regulation of apoptotic process. The record is from RefSeq and is a predicted model, not a curated record. Gene Ontology annotation, cellular component: cytoplasm; mitochondrion. Gene Ontology annotation, molecular function: flavin adenine dinucleotide binding; electron-transferring-flavoprotein dehydrogenase activity.
GGGACAGUGAUGGGCACGCCCCAACCCGAGGCCUCCGGGCCGGAAGACGCGCUGACCGCUACAGCCCAGAAGUGCUAAGAUCAAGAUGGGGUCCCAGGUCUCCGUGGAUACAGGAGCUGUGCACGUGGUGAUCGUGGGUGGGGGCUUUGGAGGGAUAGCAGCCGCCAGCCAGCUGCAGGCACUGAAUGUCCCCUUCAUGCUGGUGGACAUGAAGGACUCCUUCCACCACAACGUGGCUGCCCUCCGGGCCUCCGUGGAGAGCGGGUUCGCCAAAAAGACAUUCAUUUCUUACUCAGUGACCUUCAAGGACAACUUCCGCCAGGGCAAAGUGAUUGGCAUAGACUUGAAGAACCGGAUGGUGUUGCUUCAGGGUGGCGAGGCCUUACCCUUCUCACAUCUUAUUCUGGCCACAGGCAGCACUGGGCCCUUCCCUGGCAAGUUUAACGAGGUGUCCUGUCAGCAGGCAGCCAUCCAGGCCUAUGAGGACAUGGUGAAGCAGAUCCAGCGCUCACAGUUCAUCGUGGUGGUGGGAGGCGGCUCUGCAGGAGUAGAGAUGGCAGCAGAGAUUAAAACCGAAUAUCCUGAGAAGGAGGUCACUCUUAUCCACUCCAGAGUUCCCCUGGCCGACAAGGAGCUCCUGCCCUGUGUGCAGCAGGAAGUAAAGGAGAUCCUCCUCCGGAAGGGUGUGCAGCUGCUGCUGAGUGAGCGGGUGAGCAACCUGGAGGAACUGCCUCGGAAUGAGUAUCGGGAGUACAUCAAGGUGGAGACAGACAAGGGCACGGAGGUGGCCACCAACCUGGUGAUUGUGUGCAACGGGAUCAAGAUCAACAAUUCUGCCUACCGCAGUGCGUUCGCAGAAAGUAAGCUGGCCAGCAAUGGGGCUCUGAGAGUGAACGAGUUCCUCCAGGUGGAAGGAUACAGCAAUAUUUACGCCAUUGGUGACUGUGCCGAUAUCAAGGAGCCCAAGAUGGCCUACCAUGCUGGCCUGCACGCCAACAUUGCCGUGGCCAACAUUGUCAACUCCAUGAAGCAGAGGCCCCUCAAACCCUACAAGCCAGGUGCACUGACAUUCCUCCUGUCAAUGGGCAGAAAUGAUGGUGUGGGCCAGAUCAGUGGCUUCUACGUAGGCCGCCUCAUGGUGCGGCUGGCCAAGAGCAGAGACCUUUUCAUUUCCACAAGCUGGAAAACCAUGCGGCAGUCUCCACCGUGACAGGGAAGCUGCGUGGGAGUUGAGAGACUGACCACCUGCUGGCAGCUUUGUCCCCGGGGCUCCGCUGUCUGUGGAUGCCAGUCAGCAAGCUCACCCUCUCUGGGGGCAGGAUUAACUACCCGAAGGAAGCCUGCCAUGCUGCUGUCUGGCCAGGAGUUUUACAGAGCAUGCCGGGACUCUUCAGUGGCAGGCCUUGUGUUAUUUCUUUACCACACACUGUCUGAAUCUAUCUGUGGGGACACAGUUUUCCAAAGAGGAGGAGAAUAUUGCAAUAAAGGGCUGUUAUAAGAAAGACACUGGAUCUUUUAUUUUUUUCUUCUCAUUUUUCUUUUUCUUUAAAAAAACAAAAAAACGAACAAACAAAAAUCCCGAAGCAAAACCCUUUUAGGCAUAGUUACAAAUAUUUUAGGCGUCAGGGAGGGGACCGUAUAACAGAAAAGCACCCCAUGAUGUUUUUCUCAUCUUCUCUCCACUGAGGGAGACAGCCAGUAUACCUAGGUUAGACAGUCACGUCCUUUUCACUUAGAAAAAGGAGGAACCAAACAUGUAGGAACUUUGAACGGAUUUUGUGUGUGUGUGUGUGAGAGUGUGUAAAAGUCAAGGCUAUAAAUCUAAACAAGGUCUAUUUUUAUGUUUGUUUGUUUUAAAAAAAGUUCUAAAACAACAGGAAGAAAAACACACGGAAAGAAACCCCUGGUGGAGACCUGGUUAAUUGUGGAAGAGAGGCCCUUUGUAAAGAGAAUAUAAAAUGCACUGGGCCCCUUCCCCGGGCAGGCAGGACCUGUUCCAGCCGCCUCCGCUCACCCUCUCAGCCACCCGCUCUGCUCCCAUGCCCCAUCACCCUUCUGCAAUCCUUUUAAAAAAUAAAACCCCCACUCUUGUGACGUCA